AUGGACAGAAACACUGACAGAAGUCCACCGAAACAGCUGAACCAGAAGGCUAUGAAUGCACUUGCUCAAAAUGCACAUGAUGGAUUGCUGGUUACACACAUUAACCAGACUCAGGACUUACUGAGGCUGCAGGAAAGUGAGACUCGGGCCUCAGCUCUGGAAGACCCUGAAGACUGGCUUUCAACUCACAGUUUACAGUUUGAGAAACUCACCUUAGCUGACCUGAUAAGCCAGGGCACAGUUGAGCUGGAGGAGCAAAGCAAUGCUGUGCCCAAAGUGCAUUUUUCUACACAGACCAUCCACCACUUUGAAUCAAGGCUUUCUGACACUAUUGAACUCUACCAGCAGAGGAUUCAGUGGCUCACAGAGAACAGCAAGAAGGCAUUUGGCCUCAUCAAGGGCACAAGAGUGGGCCUCCUCAUCGAUGUAUCCCAGAGCAGCGGUGGCCCUCAGAAAGAGGAAUUCCAAAAUGACCUCACAAGUCUUGCUGAUGAGCAGCUGAGCCUCAAGGAAAAACUGUAUGUCCUGUCCUUCGGUGCCACCACCAAAGCCCUCUGGCCCAGCCCUGUGGAAGUCAGCACCUCCACCCUCCAGGAACUCAAGCUCUGGGUAAAGAAACUACGGCCUAAGGGAAGCAGCAAUCUGCUACAAGCCUUGAAGAAAGUCUUUGCUUACAAGGACUUGGAUUCUCUGGUGAUCAUCCUGAGAAGCUGCCCAGAUCAACCUUCUGAAUUCUUGUCUGACUACAUCCAGCAGUCCAGCCUGGGACGUGACCUGUUCAUUCAUGUCACCACCUACAAAUGUGACGACUGUGUGCCUUCUGCUGUUCUGAAGAACCUCGCAGAUACACUUGGAGGUUACUACCACUGCUACAGCCCAGAAUCCGAGCUCUAUACCAGCAAGGAUGUGGAUGAGCUCCUGGCAGAGACCCAAAAGGCUAGACAGCUCCUCAGCCAGGUGCAAGCCCUGUGCUACAGCAGUCCAUCUGAAGAGCUGGCCUGCAUGAUCAAGGAAAUCUCUACAAAGAUUGCCAAAGGGCCCUUCACAAGUCUCUUGCCUAAACCCCCAAAACAUGAAGCUCCUCUCAAAAUCAAGUUCCCAGACUUGGACAAGACUUCUGCAGAAUGGCUGAAGGUCUAUGGUCUAAAAGCCAAGAAGUUAAACCUUUAUCAGAUUCUGGCACCCAGUGCUUUCAAUCCUGUGGAAGAAUUUGUGCCUAUUCUCCAGAAAACAGUAUCAGCCACUGUCCAUGAGAAAGCAAUGGUGCAGUUUGAAUGGCAUGAUGGAACGAUGAAGAAUAUCCAUGUGGACCUACCCUUCCUCUAUGACUACCAGAAGCAGCUCGGGAAAGCUGUGGAGAUGUAUGAGAGUCGGCUCCAGUGGCUCUCCCUAGCCAGCAGAAGAAUCUGGGGCAUUGUCCGUGAAAGGAGGGUGGUUAUACUGCUGGACGUCUCGGUGACUAAUUCCACGUACAUUAUUCAUAUCCAGCACUCCCUGCGACUGCUGCUGGAGGAGCAGAUGUCCAACAAAGACCAGUUCAACAUCAUUGCGUUUGGAAGCACAAUUGAGAGCUGGAAGCCCGAGAUGGUUCCUGUGAGCCAUGACAACUUACAGAGUGCCUGGCGGUGGGCCCUGGGCCUGAAGUGUCAAGGAAGCAGAAAUGUCCUCAGCGCCCUGCGGAAGGCUAUAGAAGUGGACUUAAAGGACAAAGUCAAAUAUGAGUCUCAGGGCAUCUAUCUCUUCACAGGGGGUGUCCCUGACCAAGAUGUGCAUGUACUCAGUGCCUAUGUGACAGAGGCCUGUGCUGGUUGCGACCUCCAGCUGAGUGUCUGCCUCUUCUACGUGGGCGAACCACAGAUGGACACCAUGCCCCCUGUCUGCUAUGCCAGCCGUGCUGAUACUGCUGCUGCCUACAAAAAGAUCACCCAGGCUGCCCGAGGUCGCUUCCUCUGGUUUGGAGAAACAGGUAUCUAUGAGAGUGAUGACAUCACUGCCAUUGUAUCUGAAAUAGAAAAAGCCCUCAACUACUCCCAAAAGUGUGCCUUCCUCGUGGCCUCUCUGAAGAACCAUUCAGGAAAAGAACAGCAAAGUGCAGCCCUCCAGAAAGACAAGCCAAGGACGCUCAAGCAAAGCCAGCCCAAGAAAUUCUGUCCUCCCAAGCCCACAGCCCCUUCAGUGGCUAGAAUGAACAUCAAAGAUGACCUGGAUAGAACAACAGCUCCCCAGCUGAAAUCUCUGAAAUAUCAUCCGCUCAAUGGUGAAGCAAGCAUCUCCCCAGAUGCAUCCCGACCUGGAAAACAAGGGAUGGUGGAAUGGAGAAGGAAGGCCAAGCCCAGGGCAGAAGAGACAGCAUUCUUUCUGUUCUACAUGGAGUCUGGGAAUAGUGUGGGUUCUGUGUACAAGAGGUACCCUCAGGGAAAGUCUAUUAGAAGGACUAACUCCUUUAUCGAUCUACCCAGGAAGAACACUGUUUGCUCAAGUCGAGAGUGGAUAGCCACCUGUGGGCUGAAGAGACUGAAACUGGAUCUCUCCAAAUGCCUGGGUCCCAACUGUAGACAUCAAAGGUCAGGCCGGGGAUUGGCAUCAGCCAAACACUGCAGUCUCUUCCCCAGUGUAGAAAUCAAUGGAGUAGUGAGACACAUCCAGUGGACGCUGUGGGAGAUGGAGGCAUACAUCACAUGCAUGGAGAAGGUGAUGAGGUGCUAUGUGCAGAGGCUGCAGUGGCUGCUGUCUGGGAGCCGCAGGCUGUUUGGCACCAUCUCGGAAAGCAACGUGUGCAUCCUGCUGGAUAUGUCGGGGUCCAUGGGCCCCCACUUGCUGCAGAUGAAGACAGAGCUUGUUUUGCUGAUUUGGGAGCAGCUGAGGAAGCACUGUGACAGUUUUAACCUGCUCAGCUUUGCAAAGGACCUGAAGCCCUGGCAGAACACUCUGGUGGAGAGCACAGACGCGUCAUGUCACGAGGCUAUGCAGUGGGUGGCCCAUCUACAAGCCCAGGGGAGCACUUCAGUCUUAGCAGCUUUAAUGAAAGCCUUCAGCUUUCCAGCUGUGCAAGGUCUGUAUCUCCUGACCGAUGGGAAGCCAGACACAAGCUGCAGCCAUAUUCUCAACACUGUCCAAAGUUUCCAGAAGAAGAGAGAUGUGAAGGUGCAUACUAUCUCCCUGACCAGCACAGACAGUGCAGCAGUUGAGUUCCUGAGGCAUCUGGCUUCCCUCAGCGGAGGACGUUACCACUGCCCUGUUAGCGAUGACGCCCUCAGAGGGAUUCACGGCUUGCUCACCAGAGGCUUCAUCAAGGAAACGGAUCCCAUGUUGCCAUUGUUUGAGGGUGAUGACUUAAAGAUACUGGCCCAAGAGGUCACCAAGGCUAGAAGCCUCCUCAAGCAAGCCCACAUCUUCAGGUACGCUGGUCAGGCUGCCUCUCCCACCUGUUAA
This is a messenger RNA of Acomys russatus (golden spiny mouse), 3432 nucleotides long. RefSeq names its product von Willebrand factor A domain containing 3A (gene Vwa3a). The record is from RefSeq and is a predicted model, not a curated record. Bases 1 to 3432 code for a protein of 1143 amino acids. Lineage: Eukaryota; Metazoa; Chordata; Mammalia; Rodentia; Muridae. The transcript has 30 exons.